UGGUUUUAUUUUGCUUCGGAAAUUGUCAAUCAGUGCUUGAAAGUAUCCAAUGUAAGUGAAAAACAUAUGGAGCAAGGUACGGCUUUCCGGCGUGUCUCAAGCAUAAGCAAGUUUAUGUCCUGGUUACGAGGAUAAACGAAUAAGGUGAAAGCGAAUCUCACGAAUCGAGAGUUUGUUGAAGUUCUGUCCGGAUUGCGGAACAAGUGGAUUGAUGCGACAACAUAUCUCACAAAUCAUCUGUCUGUUCAAUUUAACGUGUGAUACUAAGAAAUGUCCGCCUGAAAGUGUUUGUAUUGACGGAAAGUGUCAAUGUCGUAGAAUAUGUCCCCCGAACGAACAUUGCCCCAAUGGGAUAUGCAAAUGUCUACCAGGACAUUACAGAAAAAAGGGGGUUUGUGUGCCAUAUAAAACCUGCCCAAUAUAUUGUCCCCCUAACAGUAUCUGUGAAAACGGAAGAUGUGUGUGUGAAAAGGGAUAUGAGUGGAGAGGAAACAAAUGUGUCGAAAAAUGUAGAAAGCAAAUAUGUGGUGAUCACGGAGAAUGCAGGAAUGGAAAAUGCGUUUGUUUUAAAGGAUAUGAACUUGAUAAGAGAACGGAAAAUGUGUCGAUAUAUGCCGUCGAAUACUUUGUGGACCGAACGAAAUCUGCCACGCUGGAGAAUGCCGUCAUAAAACCUGCCCAAUAUAUUGCCCCCCUAACAGUAUCUGUGAAAACGGAAGAUGUGUGUGUGAAAAGGGAUAUGAGUGGAGAGGAAACAAAUGUGUCGAUGAAAAAAUGUAGAAAGCAAAGAUGUGGUGAUCACGGAGAAUGCAGGAAUGGAAAAUGCGUUUGUUUUAAAGGAUAUGAACUUGAUAAGAACGGAAAAUGUGUCGAUAUAUGCCGUCGAAUGCUUUGUAGACCAAACGAAAUCUGCCACGCUGGAGAAUGCCAUCAUAAAACCUGCCCAAUAUAUUGCCCGCCUAACAGUAUCUGUAAAAACGGAAGAUGUGUGUGUGAAAAGGGGUAUGAGUGGAAAGGAAACAAAUGUGUCAAAAAAUGUAGAAAGCAAAUAUGUGGUGAUCACGGAGAAUGCAGGAAUGGAAAAUGCGUUUGUUUUAAAGGAUAUGAACUUGAUAAGAGCGGAAAAUGUGUCGAUAUAUGCCGUCGAAUACUUUGUGGACCAAACGAAAUUUGCCACGCUGGAGAAUGCCGUCAUUCGUGUGCUCUUAUAUUUUGUGGGCCGGGUACAACAUGCAUAAAUGGAAAAUGCGUUUGCAAAAAUAGAGGGCAUUCACUGGUCGCAGGCCAUUGCAUAAAACAAUGUCGCCCUCGUUGUAAACCAGGAUGGAAAUGCGUUUCAGGAGUAUGUGUGUGCGUCGGAAUCUAUUGUCCGUACAGAUAGAUCCAACAUUGACUAAGUUCGAAUACUUGUUACACUAUUGUGAAAGAAUAUGCUUUAAUGAUCGUGUCAUAUAUCACAGAAUUAAAUCACCAUAUUUUCACCUAAUACAAUAUAUUCAGCAUACAAAUGUGUUUCAGGCUUUUUAUUGUCGAGGAACAAUUUAGUUAACAGAGUAAAAAUAUGAAUCACAAUUUAGAAAAAUAUUUGGUUGACACUGGCAUAUCUAAGAAUAAAUUCUACGAGAAUCAUUCUACAACAAUUUUCCCAAGUGUAGGUCAUUGGAUUCAGUCGAGACUUGAAACUUCGUGCUUUUGUGAGGUUAAUUCACAGAGAAAAAAAUGAUAAAAAUGUUCCAGCACAUCAUUCAGACUGUCUUAUCAACCUCUGUUUAUGUAUUUUGAUCGAAACGCUAUAGGUAGUACAUAUAAUGUUAUUGAACUGCGAAAGAAAUUAAUAUUGUUCCUUGUUAGUAUUGUAUGCGAAUUAUCAAGCAGAAUUGAAUCAUUCAAAAUUUGUUGAAUUCAAAAAUAAAUCUUUACCCUGAA
Styela clava is the source of this 1926-nucleotide messenger RNA. NCBI's taxonomy places the organism in Eukaryota, Metazoa, Chordata, Ascidiacea, Stolidobranchia, Styelidae. The record is from RefSeq and is a predicted model, not a curated record.